GUCAACAGAUUGUGAUAACUGUACCAAAACAGCGAUUUGUUUAACUUAUUUUCUCGGAAAUUUAAUAAUAGUAAUCGGACAAAUUUGGGUUUCGAGAAAUUAGCUCAUCGUUCACGAAUAAAAAAAUUAACCACGUGCUUGUGCCGCAUCAACGCUUUCGUGCGACGAAAUGUUGUACUAAGACGCCGUGUAACUCCAGUAACUCCCUUUUUUCCUCCAGUCGCAACAAUUCAGAGAUGCAAGGUUAUGUGAAAUUUGUAAACAAACAGACAAGCAAACAGACCAAAAACAAAGUACGUUCAGACGCGCAAGCACAAAAAAUGUCACAAGAAACGGACGAACUUGUCAUCGGCUCUUUGGAGACCAUGUCCGACGACACCGCCGAAUGUGACUACGAGAUUCAUAAGGAAGAUUCUCAAUUCGACGAAAUCAUUGGUCACGUUGAAGACAUUUUUUUAGACGACGAUUUUCAAAAACUUAACCUCCAGUUUCUUGACAAAUAUUGGCAGGAAUUCGAACCCGGGGAGGAAAACAAGUUAAUUUAUAUGGACAUUUUUCAGAUAUACAACCAAGCCAUUGAAAAUUAUCUCAACAAACGUUUGCACGAGUCCAUACCCUCAUUUUCAAUGGAAUCCUUUAUGAAUCAGCUCAGAGAAAAAUCUCCCAACUUGGAUGGAGAGAUUUUUGAGAUUUUGUCCACAGUCACGGAUUUUUUGGCUUUCAAAGAAAUGAUUCUUGAUUACAGAGCUGUGAAGGAAGGAAUGGUCCAGGAUCUGAGUUCAGGAAUCACAGUAAAAUCGCUGAAUUAUUCGGACGGCAAAGCGGACAAAACUAGCGAUUGAAAAGGAGCAAGCACGAAUUCCGUAUUGAUUAAGCAAUUUUUCCAAAAAAAAACUGAUUCCGUCCAUAUGUAAAAAUAAUUUAAGAAAUAAAAGGCUGCAUUUUCACCUCGAGUA
Venturia canescens is the source of this 956-nucleotide messenger RNA. Its product is annotated as ADP-ribosylation factor-like protein 2-binding protein. Lineage: Eukaryota; Metazoa; Arthropoda; Insecta; Hymenoptera; Ichneumonidae. Gene Ontology annotation, biological process: maintenance of protein location in nucleus; positive regulation of tyrosine phosphorylation of STAT protein. The record is from RefSeq and is a predicted model, not a curated record. Gene Ontology annotation, cellular component: mitochondrial intermembrane space. Bases 237 to 842 code for a protein of 201 amino acids. The transcript has 7 exons.